AGACGGUCGUCAUUUUGGUGAGCACCAGGUCCAUCAUGGCGAGACAUCUCCGCUUCAUCGCUCGGACAGUGAUGGUCCAAGAUGGGAAUGUGGACGCUGCAUACAAGACUUUAACCAGGGUCCUGAAUCAAGAUGGAAUUAUUGACACAGUGAAGAGGAAGCGUUACUACGAGAAGCCAUGUCGAGAACGAAUCCGGAAAAACUUUGAGAACUGCAGGAGAAUCUACCACUCUGAAAUGGCCCGGAAAAUUGCCUUCAUCUCCCGGACAAACAGAGAGGACCCUUGGCUUGGCUGCUGAUCAUAUGGAGUAUAUUGAAGAAAGAAACAUUUUAUGAAAAGACACAUUAGUAAGCGAAGGAAACUGCAAGAAGUGUGAACUGGGGAAUAUGGUCAAUACAUUGUUAUGAUACUGUAUGUGCAGUUAUAUAAACAUUGAUUGGCUAAA
This is a messenger RNA of Periophthalmus magnuspinnatus, 446 nucleotides long. RefSeq names its product mitochondrial ribosomal protein S21 (gene mrps21). Gene Ontology annotation, molecular function: structural constituent of ribosome. Gene Ontology annotation, cellular component: ribosome. The record is from RefSeq and is a predicted model, not a curated record. The coding region runs from base 36 to 299 and encodes 87 amino acids. The transcript has 2 exons. Gene Ontology annotation, biological process: translation. Lineage: Eukaryota; Metazoa; Chordata; Actinopteri; Gobiiformes; Gobiidae.